AUGGGCGCAUUCUUGAAUGUCCCCCUUUCCCGCUCACCUUGCCGACUGUGCAUGCCUACCUGGCUGAGCUGUUUUGAAAUUGACAGCGUGGUCUUUGGUGAUAGUGUGCGUGGAGGGGCCGUAGCAAAAAAGCAUGACACUCUGCGGGCUCAGUUUGUUCUACCAUCCGAUGCUCGUGAAGGGUUGAGUUUGGAUACAUGAUCUGGGAACUUUACGUGAACAAGUUUGUUAACUCGACACAUCGGUCGCUUUUGUCUGCCGGAUAUUUCUGUCCCGGCUCCUGAUGGCGUCCUCAAUGUUGGCUGUGAUACUAGUCGCACUUAGCCUCGCAGUGAGGACGAGCACGUACGGUGGAGGUGCGCCCAAUAGUAGCUGCGAAAAUAUGCGACCCCAUCAUCACACGGCGGGCACUGGGACACCAGCGGAACCACAACAGAGUCCUCCUCCUCAGACACUUGAAGCAGAGUUGCAAGGCGACGGCACCGUUAAAGUCACACUAUCUUCCAAGGAACCAUUCAGAGGGUUUCAAAUACAAGCGAGACGCACGGAAAGUAUGGAAGAAAUUGUGCCUGGAACCUUCGUGCCAAAGACGGACCCAAGCUAUGGUUUUCUUCAUUGCGAUCUUCACGAAGGGGUGGCCGUCACGCACAGGAAUAACAGUCCGAAAACGCAAGUUGUCGUCUAUUGGACUCCUCCGAAAGAUAUUACAGGAUCAGUUACUUUCAUGGCAACAGCCGUUCAAGAUAUGCAAACAUUCUGGCUUGGCAUAAAGUCGGACGCUAUUCUUUUCACGGCACCAGUCCAUCAGACAGGAAGCACAGACGCAUCCACUCUUGUUGAAACAUCUACCGUUCCUGGCAGUCCCCACGCUGAAACUCUGGAGGGCAUGUACAGUCGGUGUGGUGACACCACGGGGUGUCUGGGAAAUACACCUUCCUGUAUCGCAUCCAAGUCUUGCAAGCUCCUGGUCACGUGGACUGCGAAUGACACCGGUGUGAAUUACGAAAUGACGGGGAAGGUGGAUUCUUCUACGGCGUGGGUUGCUGCUGGAAUCUCUCCUACGAAAUCAAUGCAUGACGCGGCAGUGGUGGAAUGCUUCAUGGACGGUGACAAGCCCGAAAUGAGGGAGAGUUGGAAUGCUCCUGGAUAUCAGAACAAGGUCCUGGACAAGGUUACGCAUGGGCUGUCAUUCUUGGCUCGACGCUUUGCGAAUGGAGUCCUCAGCUGUGCCUUUUACCGCGACCAUCGGACUGUCACGGAGGAGCUGACGUUUGACACCAGUGUCAACAGCUAUCACGUGCUGCUCGCGUCAGGCCCAUUCGAUACGGAUAAGGUGAAACGGCAGCACACUUCCCGGCGAGUGUCGGAAGAGAGCCUGAACCUGAAUCUCAACUAUGUCAGCACUGCCAAGGAACAGAAAGAUCUCUUCGUUCAGUUACACGGGUCCUUGAUGAUUGCGGCUUGGCUCUUCUUCGUCAGUACGUCCAUUCUUAUCGCUCGAUAUUACAAGAAAGUCUGGGAAAAGACUGUGAUUUGUGGCGUCAAGCCCUGGUUUGCGAUUCACCGCCUGUUCAUGAUACUGGCUCUAAUGCUGAUGAUUGCUGGCAUGGUUCUUAUUUUCUACAGGAUAGGGGGUUGGAGCGCUACGAGCAAUCCUCAUCCUAUACUUGGUAUUGUGAGCGCAGGACUCGCCGUGUUGCAGCCGUUCAUGGCAGCGUUCCGUUGUGGUGCAGAUGCUCCAAACCGUUACAUUUUCAACUGGCUGCAUUGGAUGAACGGCAAUUCCGCUUUCAUCAUUGCAGUGAUCACAAUUUUCUUCGCACCAAGUCUGAACAAAGCCCAACUAGAAGAAGCUGAGUGGUUCGUAUACGUCGUAGUUGCGUUCGUCAUCUUCAACGCUGUCGUGCAUAUCAUUAUGCAGCUUCAUCAAUGGGGAAUGGACAGAAAAGUCGCCAGUAAUGACAUUAAAAUGUCAGAUCGCAGCAACGGUUCAGUGCCACCCGCAGAAGACAUGCCUGGCAGCCCUAAAGACGCGCCGGGAGGAGGAUUCCGACGCUUCGUCCUGGGAGUUUACGUAGUGGUGGCGCUCCUUGCAGUGGCUGUUUUAGUAGCCACUAUAUGGUUAGCGUGAAAACGUCGCAUCCAGCGCCACCUACCAUCGCACAACGUCCUCGUCUAUUGGAACAGUUCAAACUCAGGUUGUGUCGGAAAAUUAUGAACAUCGUCGCCGUGUUUUUCUCGGCCGUCAUCGGAAGAAUCGGCCAUUGUGAUAUAUCUCGACUUAUUUCUCGUUGCAUAAGUUGUUAAUAUUUUUCCAAUUCAUUACGAAUCUUGUUAAGAGCCUCUUACGUUGGCUUUAUGUUCUUGUGAAACGUAUUUUCCUUUCAGUGCGACUUCGUUGCCUGAGUGCCAUUGUUCUUGCAGAGCGCAUGAAGUUCCCCGAUUGAUGUACAAUUAUUUAACAAACUGCAACGUUUGCAGUGGACUAUGGUAAUGUAACUGCACGGCACAUUGAUUUUGAAUAAUGUGGAGGAUAUGCACUUUGCGUAAGAAAAGUACCUUUCGGGUGAUCCUUGUUUCUAAACAAGGCCUGCUAAGUGACUCGGAAGAACCAGGUUCCGUUUAUGCAAGUGAAUGACAAGUGAGAUUGUCAGUGUGGAAAAUAUGAAAAUGCCAAAGUUCUACGGCUUUUAUAUAGGGAAACUUUGAUACUGAGACAUGGUGAACUAGAGCAUAAGAUUUGGAUUAUUUAUUGAACAGAACAGCUUGUACAUAGUCCAGACGUAUACUAUAAUUGAAACUUUAUAUUAAACAUCAUCUUCUA
This is a messenger RNA of Ornithodoros turicata, 2824 nucleotides long. Its product is annotated as putative ferric-chelate reductase 1 homolog. NCBI's taxonomy places the organism in Eukaryota, Metazoa, Arthropoda, Arachnida, Ixodida, Argasidae. Gene Ontology annotation, cellular component: membrane. The record is from RefSeq and is a predicted model, not a curated record. Bases 284 to 2131 code for a protein of 615 amino acids. The transcript is spliced from 16 exons.